CCCCAUCAUUUUUAUAUCCGGAUAGGUAACCUAAGCUUUUCUUCCAGAGACUCUGAACCAUGGCUUCAUGUACCGCACCUCCCUCCCUCAUGCUCGUCCACUCUCAAGACCUCUCUCCCUCUCUUCGCUCCUUCUCUCACAGGCCCAUUUCUAGAACCACCUUCUCUCUCUAUCCUCUCCUUUUGAAGCCCUCCAAAUGGCUCCACAUAGAGCCCAAAUCCAGGACUUGCCAUGCCCUCGUCGCCGCUUUGUCUGCAGAGGUCCAAGUGCCCGAAACUUUCGACGACACGGAGGAGGACGACGGUGCUGAUGGCUCCACCGCCACCAACACCGUCCCCACCACCAAGCCUAAGAAAGGCAAGGCCGCAUUGCCUCUCAAGAGGGACAGGACGAGAUCUAAGAGGUUCUUGGAAAUUCAACAAUUGAGGGAGCGUAAGAAAGAGUAUGACUUGAAGACAGCAAUAUCUUUGGUUAAAGAAACAGCUAAAACCAAGUUUGUAGAAACAGUAGAAGCCCAUUUCCGCCUCAACAUUGACCCUAAAUAUAACGAUCAACAAUUAAGAGCAACAGUAAAUCUGCCUAAGGGAACCGGAAAACCCGUUAAAGUGGCUGUUCUUACUCAAGGUGAAAAAUUCGAUGAAGCAAAAAAUGCAGGAGCUGAUUUGGUGGGUGGAGAGGAUCUGAUAGAACAGAUAAAAGCAGGAUUCAUGGAGUUUGAUAAACUAAUUGCUUCUCCAGAUAUGAUGCCUAAGGUUGCUAGCCUAGGGAAGAUUCUGGGACCAAGAGGACUGAUGCCAAACCCAAAAGCUGGCACUGUAACACCCAAUAUUCCCCAGGCUAUAGCAGAAUUCAAGCAGGGAAAAGUUGAAUACAGGGCAGACAAAACUGGAAUCGUGCACUUACCUUUUGGAAAAGCUGACUUUCCAGAAGAGGAUCUUCUUGUAAACUUGCUUGCUGCAGUGAAAUCAGUAGAGGCAAACAAACCUUCAGGUGCUAAAGGUGUGUACUGGAAAAGUGCUCACAUAUGCUCAGCCAUGGGACCUUCAAUCAGGUUAAAUAUCAGGGAGAUGCUUGAUUACAGACCUCCAUCAGAAUAGAACCCUCACAUGUAAAUGUUCGUUUGGCCUCAGUCAGCUAUCCCGGGUGCCAUUGUGAGAUCUUGCCAAAUAUUUAUUCAAAGAUGUUACCAAAGUUACAUACAGGGGAUGGGAUCUCUCUGUUCCAAAUGUUUGCACACUGCUACAUUACAUAAUCUUUGACCCCGGCUGAGGAUUUUCCUUGUAUUACUUUGUAACUAACACCAGAGAUCUAAUUAUAUUUUCUUUCGUGGGAAUAAAUUUUCAUUUUUACGUUUUGAUUAUUAGUAGUAGGUAUUUCACUCUUCAACCGCCUGUGUUCGUUGUACUCAAUACAAUUGCUAUGGUAUGUAUGGCCCAGUAAACCAUUUACAAGA
Molecule: messenger RNA, 1453 nt
Organism: Glycine soja
Lineage: Eukaryota; Viridiplantae; Streptophyta; Magnoliopsida; Fabales; Fabaceae
Product: 50S ribosomal protein L1, chloroplastic-like
Exons: 7
Coding region: 60-1097 (345 amino acids)
Biological process (GO): translation
Cellular component (GO): large ribosomal subunit
Molecular function (GO): RNA binding; structural constituent of ribosome
Source: RefSeq, a predicted model, not a curated record